AUGAGUAAAUCAAUUUCUGAACGUGAUAAUCAUCGGAUCGUUUUUGCUACCUUAAUUGCUGUUGCUGUUGCUGAUGUUUCAGUUAUACGCAGUGAACAAGUUGUUAAUCCAGAUAGUUAUCAAUAUUCAUAUGAAUUGGAUAAUGGUGUUAAAGCAUCAGAAGAAGGAAAAUUAAAAGAUUCAGAAACAAUUGUUGUAACUGGUAGCUUUGCAUUUACUGCACCAGAAGGUGAAGCAAUUCAACUUUCAUAUACUGCUGAUGAAAAUGGUUUCCAACCAGUUGGUACACAUUUACCAACACCACCACCAAUUCCAGAAGCUAUCCAAAGAGCAUUAGAUUAUUUGGCGGCUCAUCCACCAGCAGCAUAA
Messenger RNA from Condylostylus longicornis, 369 nucleotides. Its product is annotated as cuticular protein 47Eg-like. Gene Ontology annotation, molecular function: structural constituent of chitin-based larval cuticle. The transcript is spliced from 3 exons. Gene Ontology annotation, cellular component: chitin-based extracellular matrix. The record is from RefSeq and is a predicted model, not a curated record. Lineage: Eukaryota; Metazoa; Arthropoda; Insecta; Diptera; Dolichopodidae. The coding region runs from base 1 to 369 and encodes 122 amino acids.